AUGUCUAUCAUCAUACGGUUGCAAAAUCUGCCAUUGGAGGCGAACUCGAUGGACAUCCGGCGCUUCUUUCAAGGCCUGCACAUUCCCGACGGCGGGGUGCACAUUGUCGGUGGCGAGAAUGGCGACGCAUUCAUCGCCUUUGGCAGCGACGAGGACGCCCGCCAAGCGAUGGGCCGCGACGGUAAUCUGAUCAAGAACUCGCGCGUCAAGUUGCUACUGAGCUCGCGCAAUGAAAUGCAACGCGUCAUUGACAACGUCCGCAUAGCAAUGGCCAUCAGCUUGAACAACCCGGCGCUGGCACCAGCCACCGGUGCGCCAAACAUCGGCGGCGGCGGUGUUGGAGGAAAUGUUGGAAUGGCUGUUGGUGGAGGAGGAGGAGUUGGAGGAGGAAUUGGAGGAGUUGGAGUUGGUAUUGCAGGCAUUAACCAAGGCAUUAAGAAGGAUGUUCAGGGCAUUGCCUAUGUGGCUCAGCAGCAGCCUCAAGUCAUAGCGAAGCAACCGCUGCAUAAUCAGCCAGGCGGUCCAGUCGCCUUCAGAAAUGUUAGCGGGCCGGCUCAGCAGCAGCAGCAGCCGCCAAUGGGCGGCGGCGGAGGCUACCAGGGCGGUCCUGGAGCAGCAGGUCAAGUCGGUACCCAUCCUCAGUUCUCCUCAGGUCCACUGAACAACCAAAAUAGCCUCGGUGGCUACGGAGGUGGUGGCAUGCAGCAACAGCAGCCACCGCCGAAGAUGAUGCACCCCAGUGAGGGCCCAAACAACUUUCAGGCACGUCAGCAGCCAAACUAUCGAGCGCGCAGUCGAAGUCGAAGUCCGCCGAUUCGGGUGCCCUCUUCGCUGCCUUCCGAUGCGAUCGGCGGCGGCGGUGGUGGCGGCCACUCGAUGCAGUCGGGACUGAUGGGCUCACUUCAGCAACAACAACCACAGCCACAGCCGCCAAUUCCAAAUCAGAUGUACGGACAGAACAAUGGCUACAAUCAGCAGCAGCAGCCACUGCCACCCAAUAACGGCGGCGGUGGUUUUCAGCAAUCAAACAAUGGGCCUUAUGAUAACGGAAACAACAGUGGUCCUGGGGGUAACUUCUACUCUCGACCACCUCAGCAGCAGCAGCAGCAGUACGGGGAAGAUCGCUGGACAAGUGGCAGUGGUGGUGGUGGUCCGCAGCAGCAAGGCGGACCGAUGAACAUGGGCGGCGGCGGCGGCGGCGGAAAUCUUGGUCAGUCAGUUGGAAUGGGCGGUGGUGGAGGAGGAGGGCAGUNCAGUACGGGGAAGAUCGCUGGACAAGUGGCAGUGGUGGUGGUGGUGGUCCGCAGCAGCAAGGCGGACCGAUGA
Molecule: messenger RNA, 1326 nt
Organism: Rhagoletis zephyria (snowberry fruit fly)
Lineage: Eukaryota; Metazoa; Arthropoda; Insecta; Diptera; Tephritidae
Source: RefSeq, a predicted model, not a curated record